GACACAGGAAGUGUGGAGGUAAACAGAAGCGACGGUGUUUCCAUGGAAAUAUUUUAUACUCUCUGCAGCGUGUAUCUUGUCGCAAAUCUGUAUUUUGUAGAACUACACAGUUGGUUCCAGCAUUCGGUUGUUUUAUGAGCUACAGGCAGUGUGUGAGGUGAGGAGGAUGGCCGAUGUGGUGUUAGGCGUUGGGACAGGUGUGUUUAUCAUCGCUUUAAUCUGGAUAGUGACUCUCGCGCUCACCAUCGUUCUGUCGCGCGCAACCGGCCCAACAAAGUUAGGAAUAAUUCCUAUAUUUCUUCUGACGCUCACCGUCACACUGGUUUUAGUGUUCUUCCCGCGCGCCCCUGAAGUUCCUUCCCCUGAAAAAGCAGUUCAGAUAGUGGACAUGUUCUUCAUCGGCCGCUACGUGCUUCUGUCCUUGGUGAGCGUGGUGUUCUUGGCAGCCCUGUUCAUGUUGCUGCCCUUACAUUUCCUGGAGCCCGUGUAUGCCAAGCCCCUGAACACACUAGACCACAAGGCUUCAUGUGCCAAACUCCUACAGAUAUCCUAAAGCGGGGCAGCCAACCUGGCAGCGCCGUUGACCAACGAGCCCCUCUUGAGAUGAGAGGACAGCAGAAGGUUCCAGGGCUUUUGUCUUCCUGUCCAAAUCAGAGAUGUCCACAUCUCUCUGAGAGCGCAGCACAGAGGGGUCUGAAUGCAGCAUGUGCAGUGCUAACGUUUUCAGAAGGGUGUGGUUGGGUAAAGUUUAGAUAUGUAAUUGGAAAAUUAAGUUUGUUUUUCUAAAGCCUCUUUUUCUGAUUUGCAGUUUUGUAAUUUUAAAUGUAGUGCAUUUUUACUGUUUAAAAUAAUGAAUACAUCUUAUUUUUAUGUCAAAUUUCUAGUUUGCCCAUUUCUUUAAUUAGUGGUGUUGGCUAAGGAGAGCAUUAGGAUUAGUGUUUUUUUCACUGUGACCAGAUCAGUGAGUCAGUGGGUAAGAAACAAGAAACAGAUCAGUCUGAUUUGUAAACGAUUAUUAAGUCAAUGAGUCAAUCACCUGAUUCAUGGGUGACAACGUAAAACAGAAGAUUAAUUCCCAAAUCCAACAUCAUAAGCAUCACUUUUUUACUAUUGCUCAUUUUCGGAGAUAAGUUUUUUUCCAACUUUGACCCAUAACUCGCCCGUAACCCGGCAUCAUAAAUUGUGGUUCUUUGAGGAGUGAUGCUGUUUUACUUUUCAGAGUGACUAGAUGUAGAUUAAAAAUAAAUGUACUUUAUUGGCAUUUAUGGUUCCAUGAAGAACCUGUAACAUCCAUGGAACCUUUCCAUUACAUAAAAGGUUCUUUUUCUUCGCACUAAGAAAAAAAUGUUAUUUUAAGAAAUGUUCACUGAAAGGUUCUUAAGGGAACUGAAAAUUGUUCUUCUAUAGCAUCAUAGCAAAACCACUCUAUUGCAGCCUUUAUUUCUAAGAGCAUAAUACACAAAAUCUCAAAUAUACAGUUAUCUCUUA
Cyprinus carpio (common carp) is the source of this 1488-nucleotide messenger RNA. RefSeq names its product transmembrane protein 218. Lineage: Eukaryota; Metazoa; Chordata; Actinopteri; Cypriniformes; Cyprinidae. The record is from RefSeq and is a predicted model, not a curated record.